Postia placenta MAD-698-R-SB12 is the source of this 948-nucleotide messenger RNA. RefSeq lists its product as hypothetical. Gene Ontology annotation, molecular function: RNA binding; pseudouridine synthase activity. The transcript is spliced from 6 exons. Bases 1 to 948 code for a protein of 315 amino acids. The record is from RefSeq and is a predicted model, not a curated record. Gene Ontology annotation, biological process: pseudouridine synthesis. NCBI's taxonomy places the organism in Eukaryota, Fungi, Basidiomycota, Agaricomycetes, Polyporales, Adustoporiaceae.
AUGCUCGCCGGAAGAAGCUCGAUAAACGUUGCAUGCGUUGGUACCCGACGUCUCUCCACACUCGCCAAGCAUGCUCUGCUAUACGUGGAUCGCGGGCUUCUUCUUGUAAACAAGCCAUCCGGCCUUGUAUGCCAAUACAAUAGAAAGGACGAUCGCGAGCAAAAUGCACAUAGUGACUUCAACGACUUCACAGACGAUCUGAAACGUCAGCUCUCGCUGGAUGCAGACCUACUUCCAUUGCACCGGUUAGAUAAGGCGACAACGGGUGCAUUAGCAUUUGCCUUGACUCACUCACAUGCUCAAGAUCUGGCGGAACAGUUCAACGCUCACACUGUCAAAAAAUCAUACCUCGCCAUAGUGCGCGGCGGCACUGCGUCCUUCCCCAACCGUACUGGUAACAUAAGAGGCGUUUUAUAUACAACCAACGGGCGCGUGUCAUCAGAAGCACAGGGCCAGUGGGAGAAAAGAGCAAUUACUGAGACUGACUGGGAGGUCUUAGCGUCGUCUCCCGUCGCACCAUUGUCACUUGUGAGGCUCUCUCCUUUUACUGGCCAUAAACAUCAAUUGCGUGUCCACAUGGCUAAAAUCCUGAAAGGCAAGUUCACUCGUUACUUGCCAGAGGGCCCCAACAAACGUCUGCGCAUGACGUUCGGCGCCUCGCUCCCGCGCUACUUUGUCCGCCUUUGUGACCGUAUCAAGAUCCCGCUGUCAUCGGAACUCAUCCAUGGCGGGCUGUGGAUCGAAGGCAAGCGCGUGCCCAUUGGCAAGGGUGGCCAGACCCCGACUGCGGACGCCACUAGCCCAACAAGCUCGGACGUGUAUCCUGAAACGCGCGCUGAGGAUGGCAAUGUAGACGACAUCUUGACAGCGCUUGGCGGCCGAUGGCUGGGCCCUGGAACUGCUAGUUCCAAGCCGACGUCAAGUCCUCCCCGAAAGCCACGUAGCUAA